This is a messenger RNA of Rhipicephalus sanguineus (brown dog tick), 979 nucleotides long. RefSeq names its product protein argonaute-2-like. Lineage: Eukaryota; Metazoa; Arthropoda; Arachnida; Ixodida; Ixodidae. The coding region runs from base 1 to 678 and encodes 225 amino acids. The record is from RefSeq and is a predicted model, not a curated record. The transcript is spliced from 2 exons. Gene Ontology annotation, molecular function: nucleic acid binding.
AUGGACCGCAUGGGCACUCGGGCCGGCGAACCACAGCUCCUACCUCCGGCCACACUACCCACGUACACGGGUCACGACGACCCGCAUCCGGACGAAAGUUUGCUCGAGUACGUCCGGACGAUGCAGGAACUGCAUCGCCGAGCAGCACCGACUGCCUCGGAAAGGGACCAAGUGGUGGGCAGCGUGGACGGUCACCCGAGCCGAUACGCGGCCACCCUGCGAGUGCAGCAGCACGGCCAAGAGAUCAUCCAGGACCUCGCAUCAAUGGUUAAGGAGCUGCUGCUCCGCUUCUACAGGUCUACGAAAAUGAAGCCAGUGCGCAUCGUCAUCUACAGAGACGCCGUCUCUGAGGUCCAGUUUGGGCACUUGCUGACCCAAGAAAUACUGGCGGCUCGCGAGGCGUGCCUCAGGAUCGAAACGAGCUACAAGCCGGGAAUCACGCUUGUCGCCGUUCAAAGGCGCCACCACACGCGCUUCUUCUGCGCCGACAAGAAGGGGCCGACUGGCGGCAACAUGCCUGCUGGCACCACGGUCGACACGGAUGUCGCGCACCCCUUGCGGUUCGACUUCUACCUCUGCUCUCAUACGGGCAUCCAGGUGAGCUUCUCCAUUCUCUGUUUUUCCAACCGGUGGACGCAUUUAGGCCACGCCCAAAUAGCGAUUGAUUGCACCGAUUAAAUCUUCCAGAUGCGACGAAAGAAAUGAGCAGUAAGGAACGCAGCCUCCUUGUUAAAUUGCUAUGCGCUAGCUAGCCAGCCGAAGCCAGAUAAUAUGAAAUCGACCUGUCUGUAGGUGGUGUUGGCCUAAACAGUCUUCUUAAUGGACUUUCUUCUCUUUGCUUGACAUGGCGUGAACGUAUACGUGCGACAUUAGAACUUCAGCAGCUGUGCGUACAUCAAUAUAAUUUCAACUUUAGUUUCAAGGGAAGUGUGAAAAAAAGAUGCAGUAUGAACUAGGCCCCUCUGAAUAGAGCACCUGU